Messenger RNA from Triticum aestivum (bread wheat), 2409 nucleotides. RefSeq lists its product as uncharacterized. The record is from RefSeq and is a predicted model, not a curated record. Lineage: Eukaryota; Viridiplantae; Streptophyta; Magnoliopsida; Poales; Poaceae. The coding region runs from base 93 to 2159 and encodes 688 amino acids. Gene Ontology annotation, cellular component: intracellular anatomical structure. The transcript is spliced from 8 exons. Gene Ontology annotation, biological process: regulation of DNA-templated transcription. Gene Ontology annotation, molecular function: pyridoxal phosphate binding.
UUGCUACGCUGGUUGGGAACACGUCCGAUCCGCGCUAGAAAGUAGACAACCAGCGCCGCCGGCCGGCCGAGACGAGCCACCGGCCCACCGCCAUGGCGCAACUGCCGGGCAGUUUUCCGAGGCCCGAGGUGAACGACGCCCUGCACUUCGUGGGGCAGGUCAAAGAAAUCUUCGCGUCCGAUCUGGCCGUCUACGACGAGUUCCUCGGCCUCCUCGGCCGCUUCUACCGGGGCGAGGUCGCCGCCGACUCCCGGGCCGUCCUGGCCAGGCUGUUCGCGUUCCUCGACGGCCAUCCCGACCUUUCGCAAAGCCUCCGCGCCUUCUUGCGCCGCCCCUUCCAGCACGGAGCCGACGAGCCCGUCAUCCGCGAGGAGGAUCGUCCGCCCAAGCGGCCCAAGAGGGAGCGCCGCCACCCCCACCCCGUCGACGCGGACUGCGCCGAGGCCAUGCGGUUCCUCGAGCGGGUGAAGCGGGCGGACGCCGGGCUCUACGACAGGGUCCUCGCGCUGCUCUUCCACGUCGGGGCGGAGGUCAAGCUCGACGCCAAUCAGAUCUACGACAAGGCCCGGAGGAUUUUCGGGCCGGCGCACGGCGAUCUCCUCCGCGGUUUCAUGGCGUACCUUCCCACGGGACGUGACUUUCUGAGGCGACGCCCUCUCCCCAAGAAGGAGCCGCCAGAAGAGCGCCCUGCUCCGGCUCCGGCACCAAAGCGCAAGGCCCCCGCCGCCGCGAUCCCUGCCACCGACGCGGCUGGCAAGAAGAAACCCCGCGUCGACGAGCGCAAGACGACCAACCGACGCGCCUCCCCAACAACCGUCGACGCCCCCAAGAGCGGCGACAAGUUCUCCAAGUUUAGGGAGGCGUGGGAGUUCGAGACCGCGUACACCAAGCUCGUGGUCACCAUGAGACGCACCAAGAAAGCACUAGAAGAGCUCAAGCCAAAGCCAGAGAAGAAAUCGCCGGAAGAGGUCAAGCCGUCGUCGCCGUGCCACCGCAUGCGGCCGCGCACGUUCGAGGAGCUCUACCCCGGGCGUGAGUGCCGGGAGGUUCUCCGGGAGAUGUACGGCGACAGGUUGGGACCGAUGCGGGAGGCGCUCGAGGACGGCGCGCGCACCGAGCUGGCUCUGAGGACGAUCAAGCGCAGGCUGGAGAAGCUGGAGCAGGCGGCCGUGAAGAUGACGAGGGAGCGGCGGGAUCCCGCCCGCGUUGUGCGCCCGAUGUGCGAGCUUGUUGUAGAUCGGGUGGCGGUUCUUCGGGGUCGCGCGGAAGCGGAAAGUGCAGCGGCGCUCAAUCGUGAUGGCCCGUGCGAGAGCCCGGCCGGCAUGUCCGAGACCAAGAUUGCCGGGAGCGAGGCAACCACCAGCACCAGGAAAAACGAGCGGACGCCGGAGAAGGGAGGGGAGAGGAGGAUGGCAGCGGCGGCGGCGGCGGAGGGCGCGGCGGCGCCGGUGGCGGCGGCGAUGCGGGCGGUGCUGGCGCGUGCGGGGCGCGCGGCGGAGCGGUCCGGGCGGGCGGCGGAGGCGGUGCGGGUGGUGGCGAUCGGGAAGACCAAGCCGGUGUCGCUGCUGCGGCAGCUCUACGACGCCGGCCACCGCUCCUUCGGCGAGAACUACGUCCAGGAGUUCGUCACCAAGGCGCCGCAGCUUCCGGAGGACAUCCGGUGGCAUUUCGUCGGGCACUUGCAGAGCAACAAGGUGAAAUCGCUACUAGCUGCCGUUCCAAAUCUUGACAUGGUUGAGGGUGUAGGUAAUGAAAAGAUUGCCAAUCAUCUGGAUCGUGCUGUCGUUAGCUUGGGCAGGGAGCCUUUAAAAGUUAUGGUGCAAGUAAACACUAGUGGAGAAGAAUCAAAAUCUGGUAUUGAUCCUUCUAAAUGCGUGGAGCUUGCUAAGCAUGUGAAACUAGCUUGCCCAAACUUAAUAUUGUCAGGACUGAUGACAAUAGGGAUGAAAGAUUACUCGUCAACACCGGAAAAUUUUAAGGCACUGGUAAACUGUAAGCUUGAGGUUUGCAAGGCCCUCGGGAUACCGACAGAACAGUUUGAACUAUCCAUGGGAAUGUCCGGUGACUUUGAGCAAGCGAUAGAGCUGGGCAGCACAAAUGUGAGGGUUGGGUCAACAAUAUUUGGACCAAGGGAGUAUCCAAACCAAAAGCAGAAUUAAAGAACAUGUGCUUCUUGUGCUCUUCGACAAUUCUUAUUGCCUAUGUGCAUUGUAUGUAUGAUGGAAUGUAAAUGUACAUGUAAAUAUCUGAUGUUUAGAAGUGUGUAAUUCCAUAAAGGACACUGGAAGAGAGCGAGAUAUAGCUCCAUUACUAAGGGCAGCCUUUGCCCUGAAUGAACAUAUUCGGGGUAUAUACACCCUGGUAUUGCAUUAUUAAGAGUGAAGAAUAUUGCAGCCCAUUUUCUUCAAA